AUGUUAGCCAGCCACCUGCAGCAAUGGGUUCUGCUUUUGUCACCUCAUCAGUGCGAGAUCAAGUACAGGAAUUCUGAUAAGCAACAGUACACUGGUGGGCCCUCCAGACUCCCGCUGCCCACCAAGCGCAUAACAGGCCAAUUCAAACGAGAUUCUUUUGACUCUGCACUAGCCAAAAAUGUUCUGGUUGUGGCUCUUGGAAUUACCAUCAACUACAUCAAUGCAACUAUGAUCUACACCUUCCGGAAACACCAGGUCUUUUACACAAACCCUCGCUAUGUCUUAUUCAUUCACCUGGUGAUCAAUGACAUGAUCCAGCUGACAACAAGCAUCCUUCUGUUUGUGCUGAGCAAUUCUUUAAACAUUAAUGCCUUUCUUUGUUGCAUUAUAGUGGCCUUUGCAGCCUUCACUUCUGUCAACACUCCUCUAAACUUAGCAGUGAUGGCAGUGGAGUGCUAUAUUGCUGUGUGUUUCCCCCUUCGGCACUCUGAAAUGUGUACUGUUAAAAGGAUUUACAUAUUGAUUGCAUGUAUUUGGGCCUUAAGCGUACUGUCAUCACUACCAGACAUAAUUUAUUUCAUGGCAACAAACUCUGGUCAGUUGUUUGUUUCUAAUCUUUUAUGUAGUAUUAACACGUUGGUUACAAAUCAUAUUUUUAUUAAAAAAAAAGACUAUUUAUAUAUUGUGUAUUUAGUUAGUGUUUGGCUUGUUUUUAUUUACACUUAUUUUAAAAUAUUCUUUGCUGCCAAAUCUCUCAAAUCUGUUAAAUGCUCUGAGACUAAAAAGGCUCGAAAUACUAUUGUGUUGCAUUCAUUUCAGUUGCUGUUGUGCAUGUUAACCUAUGUCUAUCCAAUGGCACUGAAAAGUAUUGUUCAACUAUUUUCUCUAUAUUAUUUACAUGUAAUAUAUGUCUGGUAUAUUUUGGUCCAGAUUUUACCAAGAUGUGCUAGUCCCAUUCUGUACGGGCUGCGGGAUGUUUUGUUUAGAAAUCACCUGAAAAAGUACCUGCCAUGUUCAAUUUGCUUGAGUCAUGAAUAG
Messenger RNA from Boleophthalmus pectinirostris (great blue-spotted mudskipper), 1038 nucleotides. Its product is annotated as odorant receptor 131-2-like. The record is from RefSeq and is a predicted model, not a curated record. Gene Ontology annotation, molecular function: G protein-coupled receptor activity. Gene Ontology annotation, cellular component: membrane. Lineage: Eukaryota; Metazoa; Chordata; Actinopteri; Gobiiformes; Gobiidae. Gene Ontology annotation, biological process: G protein-coupled receptor signaling pathway. The transcript is spliced from 3 exons. The coding region runs from base 1 to 1038 and encodes 345 amino acids.